Molecule: messenger RNA, 1289 nt
Organism: Gigantopelta aegis
Lineage: Eukaryota; Metazoa; Mollusca; Gastropoda; Neomphalida; Peltospiridae
Product: ceramide synthase-like
Exons: 3
Coding region: 1-432 (143 amino acids)
Biological process (GO): lipid homeostasis
Cellular component (GO): endoplasmic reticulum; membrane
Source: RefSeq, a predicted model, not a curated record
AUGUCGCAGACGUGCUCUAUGGGGGAAAGUUCAGGGCUCAUUGCUGGCCAUGGCAUUCUGUUCUUCAGAAAAGAUCUUGGCGAUUUCUUUGUUGGUGUAUUUUAUCUGUUUGAAAUGGCAGUACCAUUCAUUGCUGCCCGAUUUAUCUUAGUUCAGCUGAAACUGAAGGACACAUUGUGGUAUGUGCUGACCAGUCUUCUGAUGAUCUUUGCAUUCGCCGUCAGCCGUGUUCUGAUAUUUCCCUACCUCUACUGGACAUACGCAAAUCACGCAAAUAUCUCCAUCUUGUCUGUACCAAGCACUAUCCCCAUCAAGUGCAGUCUCGGCUGUAGUUUCGUUCUACUAUUUCAAUUCUAUUGGCUAUUUUUGAUGGUCAGGGGUGCAUUCAGAGCAUUUUACAAAAUGUACCAUAGACACCGGCAGUCACAGUGAAGUAAGAACACAUCUAACAUGUACCAUAGACACCGGCAGUCACAGUGAAGUAAGAACACAUCUAACAUGUACCAUAGACACCGGGUCACAGUGGAGUAAGAACACAUCUAACAUGUACCAUAGACACCGGCAGUCACAGUGAAGUAAGAACACAUCUAACAUGUACCAUAGACACCGGCAGUCACAGUGAAGUAAGAACACAUCUAACAUGUACCAUAGACACCGGCAGUCACAGUGAAGUAAGAACACAUCUAACAUGUACCAUAGACACCGGCAGUGACAGUGAAGUAAGAACACAUCUAACAUGUACCAUAGACACCGGGUCACAGUGGAGUAAGAACACAUCUAACAUGUACCAUAGACACCGGCAGUCACAGUGAAGUAAGAACACAUCUAACAUGUACCAUAGACACCGGCAGUCACAGUGAAGUAAGAACACAUCUAACAUGUACCAUAGACACCGGCAGUGACAGUGGAGUAAGAAGACAUCUAACAUGUACCAUAGACACCGGCAGUCACAGUGGAGUAAGAACACAUCUAACAUGUACCAUAGACACCGGCAGUCACAGUGGAGUAGGAACACAUCUAACAUGUACCAUAGACACCGGGUCACAGUGGAGUAAGAACACAUCUAACAUGCCUGAUAAGCCUAAUUGUACCAUAGACACCGGCAGUCACAGUGAAGUAAGAACACAUCUAACAUGUACCAUAGACACCGGCAGUGACAGUGAAGUAAGAACACAUCUAACAUGUACCAUAGACACCGGCAGUGACAGUGAAGUAAGAACACAUCUAACAUGUACCAUAGACACCGGCAGUGACAGUGAAGUAAGAACACAUCUAACAUGUACCAUAGA